AUGUCUUCCAACGCCUCCACCUACUCCAACCCCUUCGCCGUCGACCCUGCCGAGAUCCGCGACAUCAACGUCCAUGCCCGCUUCCCCGUGACCCUCGACGCCUCCAACUCCACGUACUUCGCGUGGAAGACGUACUUCACGCUGCUCUUCCGCGAGAACAAUCUCGUGGAUCACAUGGAUGGCACCGUGGACUCCCGCACCAUGGUGGCCGACGCCGAGUGGACCGCGAUCGACGCCACGAUCAUCCGGUGGUUCUUCAUCACCAUCUCCAAGGACUUGUUCCACACGGUCGUGAGUGCCGGCGACGACGCCCGCGCCCUGUGGGUCAAGCUGAACGGCCUCUUCACCGACAACCAGCUUCAGCGCCGCUCCAUUGAUGACUACUGCCACCGCCUGAAGACGUUGGCGGACGAGCUCCGUGACAUUGGAGCCAAGGUGGACGACGACCUCCUCCUCAGCACGCUCACCGCCGGCCUCAACGAGGACUUUGGCAACGCCGCCUCUAACCUCACCUUGAUGCCGGAGCCCUCCUCCCCCAAGUUUGUGGCGUACUUGAGGUUGGAGGAGCGCCGGAUGAAGGGGGUCAAGAAGCGCGUGCAGCACCACGCCCUCGUCGCCGGCACCUCCCGCGGCGCCCCUUCACCGACAGCCCCACCCGCGCCGCGCCAGCAGCCGCCGCCACCAGCGCCUCCGGGGUACUUCCCCCUCCCGCUCGCGCCUCCAGCCCUUCUCGCUGCCCCCCAGCAGCCGGGUGGCGGGCGCCGCGGCAACCGCCGCGGGGGCGGCCGCAAGCAGCAACAGGCGCCGGGGGGCCGUCAGCCGCAGCAGGUGACUCCCCCAUGGACGUACGGCACCAACCCAUGGACCGGCGUCGUCCAUGCCUACUCCAUGCCGGUCCCUCGGGCUCCGGCUCCGGGCAUCCUUGGGCCCCGCCCGGCGGGUCACCAGGCUCUCUUCGCCGCGCCGAACGCCGCUCCCUACAGGUCCGCGCCGGCGCCCGCCUAUGGGUCCGCGCCGGCCUAUGGCACCGCCACCGCGCCGGCCUAUGGGAUCGCGCCCUCCUACGGCGCCGCCGCUGCUCCGGCCUUCGGGGCUGCUCCCACGCCGGCCUACGGCGGGUUCUACCCUCCUCAGGCGCCGCCGCCGUGGGACCCGGCCUUGCUCGCCGCACUGCACUCCGCCCCGUCACCGAGCUCCUAUGGUGGCGGUGGUGACUGGUACAUGGACUCGGGCGCCACUGCUCACAUGACUGCUCAUCCCGUCACUAAUCUUGUUUCCGUUCGUCGCCUUACUCGUGAGAAUCCUAUAACUGUUGAAUUUGACGAUAUCGGUUUUUCUGUGAAGGACGCCCGUACACGGAUGGUGCUCCACCGAUGUGAUAGCCCGGACGAGCUUUAUCCAGUGCAUCCCUCCGGCGCCACCACCACCCGUCGCCCCGUCGCCUUCGCCGCCAGUUUGUUGCAUAGUGAUGUUUGGACGUCCCCGGUUGCUAGCAACACGGGCUAUUUAUACUAUCUGGUGAUAUUAGAUGAUUUUACUCAUUAUGUGUGGACCUUCCCUCUCCGUCGCAAGUCCGACGCUCUUGCCACACUCACCGCUUUUUAUUCAUAUGUCACCACACAGUUCGGUCGUCCUAUUCUCGCCUUGCAAACUGACAACGGCAAGGAGUUUGACAACGUCGCCGUCCGCAAUUUACUUGCGUCCCACGGCACCAUCUUUCGCCUCACCUGCCCCUACACGUCUCAGCAGAAUGGUCGCGCCGAGUGCGUCCCUCGCACGCUUAACGACUGUGUCCGCACGUUGCUCUUCCACUCCUACGUGCCUACUCGGUUCUGGCCGGACGCGCUCGCGACCGCCAACCUCCUCAUUAACAUUCGCCCUUGUCGUUCGCGCUGGAACUACACCCCUCACCAGCUCCUCUUUGGUACCGUCACCUUCGGAGUCUCCUGCGGCGCGGUUCGCCCCUGCGUCCACCUUUGGCGGACCGCCCAGCCGCGCCCCGGGUCCGGCCCUGCCCGCGCUCCCUGCGCCGGCGGCCCCUAG
Messenger RNA from Aegilops tauschii subsp. strangulata, 2043 nucleotides. Lineage: Eukaryota; Viridiplantae; Streptophyta; Magnoliopsida; Poales; Poaceae. The record is from RefSeq and is a predicted model, not a curated record.